GCUUCACUUCGCUUGUUUUGAACCAAACUUUCAGGAACCGGAGGAAAAAAUCGCCUUCUCCCCCACCCUUCCCCUUUAACCCCACCCACAUUCCGGAGCUCACAUGAUGCCUGUUUGCUCCUGAUUGCAGACAGCGAGGAAGGGGAGUCACUCCGGAGUAUAUUAAGAGGUGGGCGCGGGCGUGUCUCUUACAGUUGCUGGAGCUGAAACUCCGCCGGACCCGUCAGGUGAGCUAAAAGACUUUGUAGUUUCUUUCUUUCUUUCCCAAUUCGGGUCAGAUACUUCGAAAGCAAUGGUUUCACUAUCCAUCUCUUCUUUUAAUACUAUUUCUGAGUCAGUAUUUAUAGGGCUGUAGCUGGAUUUGAAAUAUUUAGCUGCUUACCGCAAGUUUUGGGGUGAUGGCCAGCUUUUUAAUUAUUAUCUCAAAGUCUAGGGAUGUAACAGCUUGCUUAGUCGAGGUGUGCUUAAAUCGCAUUUCCCUGCCUCCACGAAAUGCUGGGAACUGUAGCUCAUAGGGAGCUACAAUUAACAGCAUGCUUUGCAAACUAAAGUUCCCCGGAUUUUGGGGGUUGGGGUUAAAUGUGCUUUCAGUGUGGGGGAACGAAUGAGUAGGGCUUAAAGAGUAAAGUAGAGGCAAAAAAGCACCCUCUUUUCACGUAUAGUAUUUUAGAGUUGGAAGAGACCCCCAACGGUCAUCUAGUCCAACCCCCUGGAAUGCAGGAAUCUCAACUGAAGCCCAUCAAUUGAAUUUUAUUACAGUGGUACCUCGGGUUAAGUACUUAAUUCGGUCCGGAGGUCCGUACUUAACCUGAAACUGUUCUUAACCUGAAGCACCACUUUAGCUAAUGGGGUCUCCUGCUGCCGCUGCGCCGCCGGAACACAAUUCCUGUUCUCAUCCUGAAGCAAAGUUCUUAACCUGAAGCACUAUGUCUGGGUUAGCAGAGUCUGUAACCUGAAGCGUAUGUAACCCGAGGUACCACUGUAUUUCGGUCACAGACCAGUUCCAGCCCACAUACAAUAUCAAGGAAGUCAUGGAACACGAUAGGGAUACAUUUGAGUUUGCAGUUAGGUAUAACAGGGACAAUAGAUAUAGCAACAGUUAAAAAAAUAUAUAAAUUAAAACUUAGUCACUAACAUAUAACCUAAAAUGAUCAUUUAAGGCCUUAAUCAUUAUGAUAGCACAGCAUGUUCCCUAAGUUUUAUGGCAAUCGCACAGAAUUUGGCUACCCUUAACGUGAUCUCAGGAUCCUUGUCCUCUACCAGGGAUUUUAGACAUUGAAGUUCAGAUUCAUUUGGAGAUUUUUGCAUAGCAGGGGUAAUAAAUAGAGCGUAUAACCCCGUAGAAACGGCAGCGUAACAAGGCAUGAAACAGUUUCUACCUCCAUCAAACCGCAGGGAGAGCGCUCUCAAGUGACCUGGAAUGAGACCUUGGGCUGUUACGAUUAGUAAUUAGGUUAAGGUAAAGGGACCCCUGACCAUUAGGUCCAGUCGCAGCUGACUCUGGGGUUGCGGCGCUCAUCUCGCUUUACUGGCCAAGGGAACCGGCGUACAGCUGGUCAUGUGGCCAGCAGGACUGAGCCGCUUCUGGCGAACCAGAGCAGCGCACGGAAAUGCCGUUUACCUUCCCGCCGGAGCGGUACCUAUUUAUCUACUUGCGCUUUGACGUGCUUUUGAACUGCUAGGUUGGCAGGAGCAGGGACCGAGCAACGGGAGCUCACCCCGUUGCAGGGAUUCGACCUGCUGACCUUCUGAUUGGCAAGUCCUAGGCUCUGUGGUUUAACCCACAGCGCCACCCGCGCCCCAUAUGAUUAGUAAUUACUCACUGACAAAUGUUAACACCAGCUCAAAACAGCUUGCCAUCUCAGAAAUAAGGCAUAAGGAUCCCGAAUGCCUUGGUACUCAGACGUUUUGGCUCCUGAACCCUGAUAUUAAAAACACAAUCAAACAUCAGACGUUAAAAACCUCCCUAAACAGGGCUGCCUUCAGAUGUCUUCUAAAAGUCAGAUACAGUGGUACCUCGGUUUACGAACUUAAUCCGUUCCGGAAGUACGUUCUUAAACCGAAGCCAUUCUUUCCCUAAUGAGGCCUCCCACCGCCGGUGCCCUUCCACCUUUCGGAUUCUGUUCUUGGACCGAGGUAAACUUCGCAAACCGGGACACUACUUCCGGUUUUGCGGAGUUCGUAAACCGAAUCGUUCGUCAACAGGACUGUUCUUAAACCGAGGUGCCACUGUAGUUGUUUAUUCCCUUGACAUGUUCCACAGGGCGGGCGCCACCACCGAGAAGGCCCUCUGCCUGGUUCCCUGCAACCUCGCUUCUCGCAGGGAGGGAACCGCCAGAAGACCCUCGGAGCUGGACCUCAGUUGUCCGGGCUGGACAAUGGGGGUGGCUGCAAUUGCUUUGUUAAACGUUGGCUAUCCGGUUCAUCUGUGAUGGGUUUUGUCUCUCCAAAGAGAAGUGUGUGAUGUCGAAACAGCUCUGCUUGAGUAAAUGGUGGGGAGUCUUGCAAAAUUUAUCUUUUUUGGGUGAAGGUUGCAGUCCUUCACAUCCCAGAAAAUGUGGCAAGGGUAGUCGUCUAGGCGUACGGCUUUGUCUUGCCAAACAAAGAACCUCUGAGUUGGAGGUUGUUUGGCAAGCCAGCCCACCUCCCAAAAGCAAAGGAUUCUUGACAGCCUUUAUACAGAGUCAGGCCAUUGGGUCUUACAACACCCAAUGGCAUCAACUCUCCAGGGUUCGAGGCCGCAACUGGGGAUGUCUGGAUUCGAACUCGUGACCUUCGGCGUCCAAAGCCAAUUCUGCUCCGCUGAGCUUACAGCACUUCUACAGGACUCCUGAGUGGCUCGCAACUGAUUCAUCGCCAUUCGGAGUCUGUUAGGUUCAGUACUCAAAUCAAAUCAUAUAGAGCCAGGCUGGAAAACAGAGUUGGCGUUUUGCAAAAAAUAAAAUAAAUAAAAUAAAAUAAAAUCCCAGUGCCAGAUUGAAGACCUCUGCUCCGAACAGGGUGGAUUUGAUUUAAAUCAAAUCGAUUUAAACCACAAUUUAAAUCACUAGUCUGUAAAACUUGAUUUGGAUCCUUAAUUUUUUUACAGAAAGACUCCUCCUUGCUGGUACAACCUGGAAUAUUUCCAACCAGAUGAAGGUUUCGUUUUUGGAACAAUAACUUUUCAGAGUGGUUUUUACAGUUAUAUCAAAAAUUACUGAUUUGGUUAUACUAUUAGAAAUACAUAGAUGACGAAAUUAUUGCGAGGUUUAAUAAGUUGACUGUUUAUACUUGGGCAACUUUUCUGCUGUACUUUUUUGGAAGGAGAAAAGCAAUCAUUCCUUUCAUAGCAAUUUAAACAAUUUAUUUAACUAAAACAGUAACAUUAUAGCAAAGGUAUCCAUGUUUGUUAACAUGUUUUUUUUAAAAAAAAACGUAGACUGAGUUUUAGCACACGUGAAAAAACUUAAGACAAAUCCUUAUUUCCUGAUGAAUAGCCUUUGGACUAUAAUGUAACUUAAAGAGAAAAUCUUUUUGCUCCAAAAGCAUUUUAUUUUAAAAAUCCAGUUUUUUAAAAGACAGAUUUAAUUUUUUUUUAAAAAAUCCGAUUUUAAAAAAUUAUUUAUUGAUUUUUAUCUACCCUGACUCCAAAGCACAUCUUUCCCCAUGUGGUGCACAGAUUUGCAACUCAGAAACCUUGAGCCGAGUCCAGCCGCAAGGCCUUGUUCGCUGUCAAGGAAAAGAGGGGGGGUGUCUUUAUUUUCUUUUUGCAAAGAGACUUGUAAGCAGCCCGUGACAAAGGCAGACGUGAUUCUUCCCCCAUCCCGAAUCGACCUUCUGGACCUUCUGAGCUGCUAAUCGCACGUGGCUGCCUUAUCUCCCAGCCUCCAACCAGGGAAUGUCUUUGUGGCCCUGGAUUUUACCCCCAAGAUUAUCUCUGUAUAUGUGACUCAAGAGAGUUUCUUAUUCCUUCUUAGCUGCAAGAAUGUCGUCCUCAGAAGGUGAUGCUGCUGCCUCUACAGUAACCGAAGAACAAGACCCGAAAGUAAGUGGCUGGUUUUGUUUUUCCCAACUAUUUGUCUCUCCAGUAUACCUGAAGGAGCGUCUCCACCCCCAUCGUUCUGCCCGGACACUGAGGUCCAGCUCCGAGGGCCUUCUGGCGGUUCCCUCACUGCGAGAGGCCAAGUUACAGGGAACCAGGCAGAGGGCCUUCUCGGUGGUGGCACCUGCCCUGUGGAACGCCCUCCCAUCAGAUGUCAAAGCAAUAAACAACUACCUGACAUUCAGAAGACAUCUGAAGGCAGCCCUGUUCAGGGAAGUUUUUAAUAUGUGACAUUUUAGUGUAUUUUUCAUCUUUGUUGGAAGCCGCUCAGAGUGGCUGGGGAAACCCAGCCAGAUGGGUAGGGUACAAAUAAUAAAUUAUUAUUAUUAUUAUUAUUAUUUUGUAUAGUUCAACUUUCUUAUAAUUUCUGUUUGGUAUGUUGUUAUAAACAAAAUCUGCCCUUCUUCCCUUAUGGGGUAUCCAAGAGCCUAUAUAGAGUCCUUAAAUGGGUUCCCUAUCGGUAGGAGAAAAUAACAGAGGCCAACCAGAGAAUAAUGACAAACAAAGCAGCUAGUAGGCCUGAUCUUUAUUGAUCUGUUGCAACAGGGUGCUCCCCUCACACGCAGGAAAGGAGGAGGAACCCAGAAAAAUAAUGUGCAAGGCCUUAUAAAGACUUUUGAAAUUGCCACCCUGUAGAUCAAGACCACCCCCAGAAACAUCAUACCUGCAUCACAGAAAAGGUGAUCUACAACAGAAAUCUGAGUGCGUUGUUUAUCUCCUAUCUGGCAGGUUACCUGUUAAUGGUCACUUGAUUGGAUUGCCUGGGGAGCUUGGCCAGUCUUUUGUAAUGAUAAAUACUUAGUUCCUGAGCCAGGUCACAGGCUCACCCUAUUCAUACACAGACAUACCCUUAAAACAGGAUUUGUGAACGAAAAGACAAUGGGGAGGCUUUUCCAUGUUGUAGCUUUUCCUGUCUGCCGGGUUAUCUGAUAAUGCCUUAUCUCAGGGGUCAGCAAACUUUUUCAGCAGGGGGCCAGUCCACUGUCCCUCAGACCUUGUGGGGGGCCGGACUAUAUUUUGAACAAAAAAAAAAUCAAUGAAUUCCUGUGCCCCACAAAUAACCCAGAGAUGCAUUUUAAAUAAAAGGACACAUUCUGCUCAUGUAAAAACACGCUGAUUCCCGGACCAUCCGUGGGCCGGAUUUAGAAGGCGAUUGGGCCAGAUCCGGCCCCCGGGCCUUAGUUUGCCUAUCCAUGUCUUAUCUGAUUGCCUUUCCUGGUAGUCUGGCCAUUCCUUUGAGAUGGUGAUUACCCAAUUCCUGAGACAAGGGGAAGGUUCCCUCACCCCCUCCCUCCUUGCAGAGAAAACAUUUGGUCAGUUUGAGAGUCAAAAUGGUUUCAGGACGGUCUUCCUGUGCUGAUCUGUGUACGUGUUUGGUUGGUACAUUUAUGAACAUUUAUUAUAUAUACAGUGGUACCUCGUGUUAAGUACUUAAUUCGUUCCGGAGGUCCGUUCUUAACCUGAAACUGUUCUUAACCUGAAGCACCACUUUAGCUAAUGGGGCCUCCCACUUCUGCUGUGCCGCCGCCGCCGCGCGAUUUCUGUUCUCAUCCUGAAGCAAAGUUCUUAACCUGAGAUAAUAUUUCUGGGUUAGCGGAGUCUGUAACCUGAAGCGUAUGUAACCUGAAGCAUAUGUAACCCGAGGUACCACUGUAUAAGACCUUGUCUAGACAUAUUACAAUGUCUAGUUCUCUAUUUCCUCCAAAAAGCUCAAGGCAGCGACUCUCCCUCUCCCUCCCCUCUGUUUAUCCUUCCCGAAAACCUUCUGAGGAUGAUUUUGGCUGAGGGACAGUCCCUGGCCCCAAAGACCCCCACUGAGUUUCCUGGCUUGAGUGCGAGAGUUGAACCCGGGUCCCCUAGUCGGGCACUCUGACCGCUGUACCACACUGCCCUCCCAUCAAAUGCCAGUGAGGGGUUACUUGGCAGAUCCUUGCAAAAAUUGCCCACGGCCCAGAACAGGUUUGGCGGCAAGGUCUAAGAGGGUCAGAGUUCGAAACGCGUGCGGGAGAUGGCAUUCGGAUAUUCCCCAGAAACAAUGGGGGCUACUCUAAAGAGCAGAAAGCUUUAAUAAUAAUAAUAAUUUAUUAUUUUUACCCCGCCCAUCUGGCUGGGUUUCCCCAGCCACUCUGGGCGGCUUCCACAAAGACCAAAAAUACACUAAUAUGUCAAACAUUAAAAACUUCACUGAACAGGGCUGCCUUGAUGUCUUCUGAAUGUCAGGUAGUUGUUUAUCUCUUUGACAUCUGGUGGGAGGGUGUUCCACAGGGCGGGCACCACUACCGAGAAGGCCCUCUGCCUGGUUCCCUGUAGCUUUGCUUCUCUCAGUGAGGGAACCGCCAGAAGGCCCUCGGCGCUGGACCUCAGUGUCUGGGAUGGACGAUGGGGGUGGAGACGCUCCUUCAGGUAUACUGGGCCAAGGCCGUUUAGGGCUUUAAAGGGCAGCACCAACACUUUGAAUUGUGCUCGGAAACAUACUGGGAGCCAAUGUAGGUCUUUCAAGACCGGUGUUAUGUGGUCUCGGCGGCCGCUGCCAGUCCCCAGUCUAGCUGCCGCAUUCUGGAUUAAGCGCUGGAGGUUGGCGUUUCAAAAUCUCUGCUCAAAUGUGAUUGCAGGAAAGUGGCACAAAGGCAGCCCCAUCUCACGGGAGCAAAAGUCAAGUGCUUCGAUUGGCUUGCUUCCAAGGAAUUGCAUUCAAUGGGCUGCAUUCCCAACCCUCCCCAGGCCUGACCGUCUUGCGGAGCGAAGCUGAAAUAACGAAACUGUCUGGUUCUACUUAGUGGCAAAGGUCAGCACCGAAACUUUGAAUUGUACUUGGCAAUGGCAGCCAAGGAGCAGAUUGAUAGGAGCACAUCUGCAAACAUUUAAAGCGCAUUACUGCGGACUGUAAGGGACGCGGGUGGCGCUGUGUGUUAAACCACAGAGCCUAGGACUUGCCGAUCAGAAGGUCGGCGGUUCGAAUCCCCGCGACGGGGUGAGCUCCCAUUGCUCAGUCCCUGCUCCUGCCAACCUAGCAGUUCGAAAGCACAUCAAAGUGCAAGUAGAUAACUAGGUACCGCUCCGGCGGGAAGGUAAACGGCGUUUCUGUGCGCUGCUCUGGUUUGCCAGAAGCGGCUUAGUCCUGCUGGCCACAUGACCCGGAAGCUGUACGCCGGCUCCCUCGGCCAAUAAAGCGAGAUGAGCGCCGCAACCCCAGAGUCGGCCACGACUGGACCUAAUGGUCAGGGGUCCCUUUACCUUUUUACUGCGGACUGUAGUUAACUCUCUCUUCCCAAGAACUGAAAUUCCCAGCUCCUUUAAACUACAGUUCCCAGGAAUCUUUGCCGGCAGGGGGAGACAGAAGUCGUGUGUUUUAAACGCACAUCGGAUGUGCUUAAAUGUAUGUCCUGUUGCGUUGCCAGUUGAGGGACCUCCAAGCGCAGCUGGUGUUUUAAUAUUUUUGUGUGUGAUAAUUUUAUUAUUAGAACCCUGCCCAUCUGACUGGGUUGGCCCAGCCACUCUGGGAGGCUUCCGGCAUAUACAAUAACACAAUAGAACAUGAAACAUUAAAAAAAAAUCUCUAUGCAGGGCUGCCAUGAGGUGUCUUCUAAAGUUCUUCAGAGCUUUGCCAGUUUACAGUGUCAUUAGCCUGACUAGCCAGCAGUGACUUGUAGUUCAUAGACAGCAAAUGAUUCCAUUGUGAGGUCAGCUGGCCCGAGAGAUGACAGUCACUGUCUUCGGCUUGAGUCAGGAUUCGAACUCAGGACGGUCUAAUCACUGUACACGCAUGACAGCACAUUUUUUAUUUUUAUAUUUUUUAUUACCGUAUUUUUCGCUCUAUAAGACGCACCAGACCGCAAGACGCACCUAGUUUUUGGAGGAGGAAAACAAGAAAAAAUAUAUAUUCUGAAUCUCAGAAGCCAGAACAGCAAGAGAGGGAUCACUGUGCCGCGAAAGCAGCAAUCCCUCUUGCUGUUCUGGCUUCUGGGAUAGCUGCGCAGCCUGCAUUCGCUCCAUAAGACGCACACACAUUUCCCCUUACUUUUUAGGAGGGAAAAAGUGAGUCUUAUAGAGCAAAAAAUACGGUAAUUUUUAUUGAAGUUUUUAUCUCUACAAAAUUAACAGAAAGAAAGAAACGUUUCUUUCGCAUGACAGCACACUUGUCUUUCGUCUGCCCAUCGACCUGCGAGCCACACUGCCCCGGGUAACCGCAAUUUCUAGUUUUUCUGCAACUUUUAUCGAGGGGCAGACGCCAUGCCGAAAUUCAGAACGCCAAAUCUUCGGCAGCUGUGGGCUCCUGCGGAGAACUAAACUGCUCUUUUUAAUCCCCCUUUCUGGCUUCUACGUUCAGAGGCUCACAAAUGGACUAGAGGCCAGAGUUCGAAUCACGCUGCGUCAUGAAACUCAUGACUCCCAUGCUAUCUCUCACCCCAACCUACUUUAUGAGGUGAAAUGUCCAGGUUGCACAAUCAGCUUUGAUUUAUUCGUUUGUUUGCAAGGGGACUGAAUUGUGACAACCCAGACUUCUGCUGUGGCAGCGCUGGAGAAACUUCCUUUUGCAGAAUCUCUUGUCUCAGAUAAUAUUAUUAUUAAUAAUAAUAAUAAAUUAAUAAUUUAUUAUUUAUACCCCGCCCAUCUGGCUGAGUUUCCCCAGCCACUCUGGGCGGCUCCCAAUCAAGUGUUAAAAACAAUACAGCGUUAAAUAUUAAACACUUCCCUGAACAGGGCUGCCUUCAGAUGUCUUUUAAAGAUAGGAUAGCUGCUUAUUUCCUUCACAUCUGAAGAGAGGGUUUUCCACAGGGCGGGCGCCACUACCGAGAAGGCCCUCUGUCUGGUUCCCUGUAACCUCACUUCUCGCAAUGAGGGAACCGCCAGAAGCCCCUCAGCGCUGGAUCUCAGUGUCCGGGGUGGACGAUGGGGGUGGAGAUGCUCCUUCAGGGAUACCAGACCGUUUAGGGCUUUUAAGGUCAGCACCAACACUUUGAAUUGUGCUCGGAAAUGUACUGGGAGCCAAUGCAGAUCUCUCAGAACCGGUGUUAUGUGGUCCCAGCGGCCACUCCCAGUCACCAGUCUAGCUGCCGCAUUCUGGAUUAAUUGCAGUUUCCGGGUCACCUUCAAAGGUAGCCCCACGUAGAGCACAUUGCAGUAGUCCAAGUGGGAGAUAACUAGAGCAUGGACCACUCUGGCGAGACCGUACACAGACAGGGAGGGUCUCAUCCUGCGUACCAGAUGGAGCUGGUAAACAGCCACCCUGGACACAGAAUUAACCUGCGCCUCCAUGGACAGCUGUGAGUCCAAAAUGACUCCCAGGCUGCGCACCUGGUCCUUCAGGGGCACAGUUGCCCCAUUCAGGACCAGGGAAUCCCCCACACCCGCCUGCCCCCUGUCCCCCAAAAACAGUACUUCUGUCUUGUCAGGAUUCAACCUCAAUCUCAAUCUUCCCUCAUUGAAGCCGCUAAGACCCACAGAACCCCACCUGGCCUCGUGGAAUCAUAGUCAGAAGGGACCCUAAGGGGCAUCUAUUCGUAUUUCCCAAAGGAUUAUCAACAAAUAAUAACCGCGUCUCCCGCAAAAGCCCUGAGUUUAUAUAUCUUCCAUUCUUUUUCUCCUCCGUCCCCAACCCAAAAAACCCCGGUCAGAAUGUAGCAGGCAGGGUUUUGAUGAAUCUAGUUUCACCUCUUUCCAUACUUUAGCGCAAUUGUUUGGGGAAAGAGCUGCGGUCUUUGUGUGUUAACCAAAUACCCAAAUAUGCCAACUUUUUCCCACCCCAAUGCCCGUUUUGUUUUGCAAAUUUUUUGGCCCGGAUUUUAGUUUUAUCUUCGUUUAUAUAGAAAACCAGCUAAGUCUCCAGAUUGUUUUAUCUUCCUUCUUACCUGAGAUAGUGAGAUCCAGCGCCAAGGGCCUUCUGGUGGUUCCCUCAUUGUGAGAAGUGAGGUUACAGGGAACCAGACAGAGGGCCUUCUCGGUGGUGGCACCCGCCCUCUGGAAUGCCCUCCCUUCAGAUGUGAAGGAAAUAAGCAGCUAUCUUAUCUUUAAAAGACAUCUGAAAGCAGGGAAGUUUUUAAUAUUUAAUGCUGUAUUGUUUUUAACACUCGAUUGGGAGCCACCCAGAGUGGCUGGGGAAAUUCAGUCAGAUGGGCGGGGUAUAAAUAAUAAAUUAUUAUUAUUAUUAUUAUAGGGACGCGGGUGGCGCUGUGGGUUAAACCACAGAGCCUAGGACUUGCCGAUCAGAAGGUUGGUGGUUCGAAUCCCCGCAACGGGGUGAGCUCCCGUUGCUCGGUCCCUGCUCCUGCCAACCUAGCAGUUCGAAAGCACGUCAAAGUGCAAGUAGAUAAAUAGGUACCGCUUCGGUGGGAAGGUAAACGGCGUUUCAGUGCGCUGCUCCGGUUCGCCAGAAGUGGCUUAGUCCUGCUGGCCACAUGACCCAGAAGCUCCCUCGGCCAAUAAAGCGAGAUGAGCGCCUCAAUCCCAGAGUCGGUCACGACUGGACCUAAUGGUCAGGGGUACCUUUACCUAUAGUUAUUAUUAUUAUUUUAUUUACCGUCUUUGUAUUUCCCAAAGGUUGAUCAAUAAAUAAUAACCGUGUCGCCCGCAAAAGCCCUAAGUUUAUAUAUCUGUGUUUAUAUCUUCCAUUCUUUUUCUCCUCCCGGUCAGAAUGUCGCGGGCAGGGUAGCCAACCUCCCACUGGUCAGUUCCGCCUACAACAUGGUCUCUGCGGCGUAUACAUCCACGAAGGAAAGCCAUCCCUAUGUGAAAUCCGUCUGCGACGUGGCUGAGAAAGGCGUCAAGACCAUUGCUUCGGCGGCUGCCAGCGGCGCUCAGCCCAUCUUGAGCAAACUCGAGCCCCAGAGUGAGUGGCCUGUCCAGUUUCCAGGGAUGGCGGGGGGUGGGGUUUGCCAGGGGCGGGGGGGUUUUUCCAUCCUGCUUGCUCUGGUAGUAAUGAUGCAUUUUGCAUUUCUGCUGUGUUUUGGAGGCAAACAGGAGACCUUGCCUUGAUAAUGAUAAUAAUAAUAUUAUAAUACCGUAAAAUGAAUGAAUGAAUGGAACUGGGACUUCAAUGAAUGAAUGAAUGGAACUGGUUUCCUGUAACCUCACUUCUCGCAGGGAGGGAACCCCCAGAAGGCCCUCGGAGCUGGACCUCAGGGUCCCCUCUGUGAGAUGCCCUCCCAUCAGAUAACAAGGUGAUGGGUAAAGCGACAACCUUUAGAAGACAUCUGAAGGCAGCCCUCUAUAGGGAAGCUUUGUAACAUUUAAUGUUUUAUUAUGCUUUUAUAUGUUGGAAGCUGCCCAGAGCAACCCAGUCAGAUGGGCGGGGUACAAAUAAAUAAUAAUUAUUAUUAUUAAUUAAGAAUGUGGAAAGGUGUGGGGAAAGGAAAGUAUACUAUAUCGCUGAAAGAAUUAACAAUUACAAUUCCAUAUAUUCUUCUCUAAUAUAUAGAUAUUAUUGCUAUUAUUCCUCAUUCAGUUUCAUCAGCCAACGAGUUUGCCUGCAAAGGGCUGGACAAGUUGGAGGAAAACCUGCCGAUUCUUCAACAGCCCACCGAUAAGGUAAAUAGAGACGUCCUUCCUGGAGGGCAGGAUUCACUGUUCCCUCUUCACACGUCCAGGGAAUUCUGCAAUGUGUAUUAACACUGCAACGUCCUGGCUGGGUUAAACAAGUUAGGGAAGCAUCCCAGGGAGAGAUUAAGGGGGCAGACUGCAGACUGCAGACUUGCUGUUUGUUUUAAGUGCAUGCUAGUAAAAAUGUGAACAUCAGGCCGCCAAUUUAUUGUUUAAAGGUAAAGGUAAAGGGACCCCUGACCAUUAGGUCCAGUCGUGGCCGGCUCUGGGGUUGCGGCGCUCAUCUCGCUUUACUGGCCGAGGGAGCCGGCGUACAGCUUCCGGGUCAUGUGGCCAGCAUGACUAAGCCGCUUCUGGCAAACCAGAGCAGUGCAAGGAAACGCUGUUUACCUUCCCACCGGAGUGGUACCUAUUGAUCUACUUGCACUUUGACGUGCUUUCGAACUGCUGGGUUGGCAGGAGCAGGGACCGAGCAAUGGGAGCUCACCCCGUCGCGGGGAUUCGAACCACCGACCUUCUGAUCAGCAAGCCCUAGGCUCUGUGGUUUAACCCACAGCGCCACCCGCGCCUAUCUGGCUGGGCUUCCCCAGCCACUCUGGGUGCGGCUCCCAGCAGAAUAUUAAAAGCGCAAUAAAACAUACGGAACUGCCAAACUCCUUAGAGGUCUCCUACAAGUCUCCAGAUGCGUUUCAAACGAAUGGGUUAGACUAGAAAGGGGGAUGAUGAGAGUGGAGGCUUAUAUCUGCCUAACAUCAAUCUAUAAAUGGUUGGCAUUGAGUCUGCUCCCCCUGAGGAAUAGCCCCACUGAUCCUCUGCGACCAGCUCCAGUCAGGCUGGCAGACAGCAGUCCUGAACACCCUUCAGAAACUUGGUUUUGCCCCUCAAGCCCUUCUAAGCCUGGUCUUGAACCUGGCAAAAGCUAUGGUCAGGCAAAGAAUCAUAGACACCGAGAGAGAACAGGACUGCUCAAGGUGCCCUGACUAUAAAAUUUGAGAAAUUGAGAGAGAUAUAGCCGCACUGGCAACAUAUCUCUUCUUUCUCGUAUCCAAAAAUGCAAGAAGGGCCUUCACACUCGCCAGAAGCUCGGCUUUGCCCUCGCCCGUCCUUUAAAGGAUCCUUUAAAAAAGUCCCAUAUGCUCAGAGACUUUGCUCCUGUUCAUUGGGGGAGAUAGGAAGCCCAGAGCACUUGUUCUUUAGAUGUCCCUUUUAGGAAGAGGCACGGAGUGAGACCAUUGAUCCCCUGCUGGUGAGGCUCGCUGACCUCCCGGAAAAGCAAAAAUGUGACCUUUUCCUGUUAGGCAAAGAUCAUAAGACGACCCGGAUGGUCGCCAGAUUCUGUGUAGGCGCAGACCAUCUCCUGACCCAAACUAGUUUAAGAAAAUCCCCAAACAUGGUUCCAUGGGUGACUCUGGGUCAUCUCUCUGCUUUAGCUUAUCUUAAAGUUUUAAGUGUCUAUACGCUUAUCGCAUUUAUAAAUUUUAAAUUUAUUGUUGUACACUGUUUUAUCCCUUCUGGGAUUGUACCCCCAAGUGCGUUUUAUAAGCUGGUCUCCGACCGUAAUAAAUUAUCUAUCUAUCUAUCUAUCUAUCUAUCUAUCAUACGAAACUGUCCUCUAGAUCAUUUCAGGCACCAAAGAUUUGGUGACCUCCACCAUGACAGGAGCCAAGGACGCCAUCAGCAGCACGGUCUCGGGUGCGAAGGAUGCCGUUGCCAGCACCGUGACCGGGAUGGUGGAUCGAACCAAGGAGGCGGUCCAGGGGGGCGUUGAGAUGACCAGGUCCGCGGUGGCCAGCGGAGUCAACACAGUGAUGGGCUCUUCGGUGGGGCAGAUGGUGACCAGCGGUGUGGAUGCUGUGCUGGGGAAAUCGGAACAGCUGGUGGACCACUACCUUCCCAUGACGGAUGAGGAGCUGGGUGAGGCCCUGCACGCUUUCACCUUUCCACAGAGUUGGAAAAGACCCUGGCGGUCAUCUAGACCAACCCGGGAAGAGUUGCUGGGUUGUCUCCCAAGGCUGACAAUCUCAGCAAGCAGGGGUUAUGGGGCAACUCGCCUGCGACCUGGGGUUUCUAAAAUGGGCUUUGUUUAGUGCUCCUGGGAGAGCCCCGAAAUUCUUAGCAAUAGCCCUGCGAGGGAGACCGCUUCCGUCUCCAUAGAGCAGUGAUAGUAAUAAUUUAUUACUAAUACCCUGCCCAUCUGGCUGGGUUUCUCCAGCCACUCUGGGCGGCUCCCAACAGAACAUUAAAAAUACAACAAAACAUCAAACAUUAAAAGCUUCCCUAAACAGGGCUGCCUUCAGAUGUCUUCUAAAAGUCUGGUAGUUGUUUAUCUCCUUGAAAUCUGGUGGGAGGGCAUUCCACAGGAGGGCGCCACCACCGAGAAGGCCCUCUGCCUGGCUCCCUGUAACUUGGCUUCUCGCAGCGAGGGAACCACCAGAAGGCCCUCAGAGCUGGACCUCAGUGUCUGGGCAGAAUGAUGGGGGUGGAGACGCUCCUUCAGGUAUACUGAAUUAAAGCUUUACUUCUGGUCAGUGAGCCACUAUAGCUGCCGGAGAGCUGUGAAAAUUCAAGUCCCAGGGUUUUUAGACUCAUCUACCCAUGUACUAGGGACGCCAGUGGCGCUGUGGGUUAAACCACAGAGCCUAGGGCUUGCCGAUCAGAAGGUCGGCGGUUUGAAUCCCCAUGACGGGGUGAGCUCCCUUCGCUCGAUCCCUGCUCCUGCCAUCCUAGCAGUUCGAAAGCACGUCGAAGCGCAAGUAGAUAAAUAGGUACAGCUCCGGCGGGAAGGUAAACGGCGUUUCCGUGCGCUGCUCUGGUUCACCAGAAGCGGCUUAGUCCUGCUGGCCACAUGACCCGGAAGCUGUACGCCGGCUCCCUCGGCCAAUAAAGCGAGAUGAGCGCCGCAACCCCAGAGUCGGCCAUGACUGGACCUAACGGUCAGGGGUGCCUUUACCUUUACCUUUUUACCCAUGUACAGUGGUACCUCGGGUUAAGAACUUAAUUCGUUCUGGAGAUCCGUUCUUAACCUGAAACUGUUCUUAACUUGAGGUACCACUUUAGCUGCUGCCACCGCCGCACGAUUUCUGUUCUCAUCCUGAAGCAAGGUUCUUAACCCGAGGUACUAUUUCUGGGUUAGCAGAGUCUGUCACCUGAAGCGUAUGUAACCCAAGGUACCACUGUACUAUUUGAAAUGCAAGUGGAGCAAAUGUGGAUCCCCCCCCCAGCUCUCCUACCCCCCUAGGGUUUCACCUCAGGUGCCAAACUGUCUCUGGCCGGCCCUGAAGGGUUUCCACGAAGACAUUGAAUUCUCUUGGGUUUUCUCCUAGCUAAGCUGGCCACCACCGUCGAGGGUUUUGAGAUCGCCACCGUGGAGCAGCAGAAAGAGCAGAGGAGCUACUUUGUGCGCCUGGGGUCUCUCUCGGCCAAGGUCCGCCACCGAGCCUACCAGCACUCUCUGGGCAAGCUGAGGGAUGCCAAGCAGAGUACCCAAGAUGCCCUCUCCCAGCUGCACCAAACCAUCGAGCUGGUAAGAAGCAUCCUGGGUAGAGCAAGGAGAUGCGGCAGCCCAGAUAUUGCUGGGCUCACAACUCCCACCGGGGUCCCAGCCUGCAUCAAUGGUUAGGGGAGGGGUGGCGGUAGUUUGUUUAUUUAUUUCCUAAAUUUAUACACCUCUUGGUUGUGAAAACUGCAACCUCCAAAGCCGUUUGCAGAAAGCUGAAACGCGAAGAAGAGAGAGAACACAACAAUGUUCAGCUCUUGCAAGAUUUUUCUUAAUAAUAAUAAUUUAUUAUUUAUACCCCGCCCAUCUGGCUGGGCUUCCCCAGCCGCUCUGGGCGGCUUCCCAAAAAAUAUUAAAAUACUGUAAUACAUUAAACAUUAAAAGAUUCCCUAAACAGGGCUGCCUUCAGAUGUCUUCUAGAAGUCUGGUAGUUGUUGUUCUUUUUGACAUCUGGUGGGAGGGCGUUCCACAGGGCGGGUGCCACCACCGAGAAGGCCCUCUGCCUGGUUCCCUGUAACUUGGCUUCUCACAGUGAGGGAACAGCCAGAAGGCCCUCGGUGCUGGACCUCAGUAUCCGGGUAGAACGAUGGGGGUGGAGAUGCUCCUUCAGAUAUACUGGACCGAGGCCGGUGUACUGGACCGAACCCAGUGUCUUAAAGCCUGCUAUAAGUUUGGAGGAUUGUGUUCAGUUGCUCGGAGUAAACCAAUUGGAAUCAAUCAGCUAGUUAGUGGCCGUUGACUUCAGUGCGUUGAAUAUGACAUGGAUUUUUUUUAUAUAAAAAAUUGAAAUAAUUUCUAUAUGAUUUUACAAGUGUAGAGUUGUAACAAUGCAAAUUGCAUAUCCAUAUUUGGAGAUUUCUCUGAAUCUCUAGGCUUCCCACCUUUCCCUUCCAUGGGUUUGUUAUAAACCUUUUCAACUGCGUAUUAUUUCAUCAUCCAAAUUUUAUGUCUCUCCAUUUUAUCUAUAGUGUCUUCUACAUUACAGGUGCUAUUGCAAUCCUGAUAAUGUUCUCAUCUGCUUACAGCGGUAUCUCAAGUGCCGUAUUUUUCGCUCUAUAAGACGCACCAGACCACAAGACGCACCUAGUUUUUGGAGGAGGAAAACAAGAAAAAAAAUAUUCUGAAUCUCAGAAGCCAGAACAGCAAGAGGGAUCGCUGCGCAGUGAAAGCAGCAAUCCUUCUUGCUGUUCUGGCUUCUGUGAUAGCUGCGCAGCCUGCAUUCGCUCCAUAAGAUGCACACACAUUUCCCCUUACUUUUUAGGAGGGAAAAAGUGAGUCUUAUAGAGCAAAAAAUACGGUAAAUUUAAAAAAACAAAAACCCAUUCUUCAUUGAAGUUUUAGUCUUCUUGGUUCCUUGCGCUUCCUGGUCAGUUUUGCCAUUUUGGCAUAAUCCAAUAGCUUAGUUCGCCAUUUUCCCCUGGUAGGGACUUUGUCUUCUUUCCAUCUCUGGGCUAAUAACAUCCGCAAGGCUGUCGUCGCGUACAUAAAAAGCCUUUUCUGCUCCUUUGAGAUCUCGAUACCUACAAAUCCUAAUGAAAAAGCUUCUGGGUUGUUGUUGUUUUUUAUAUAAAAGUUAUUUUAAACAUUUUUUCCAAUUCAUUGUACAGUCGUACCUCGGAUCCCAAACGCCUUGGCUCCCAAACAAAUCCGCUCCCAAACAAUCAAAACCCAGAAGUGAGUGUUCCGGUUUUCAAACGAUUUUUGGAAGCCGAACGUCCAACGCGGCUUCUGAUUGGCUGCCGGAGCUUCCUGCAGCCAAUCAGAAGCUGUGCUUUGGUUUCCGAAUGUUUAGGAAGUCGAACGGACUUCCGGAACGGAUUCCGUUCGACUUUGGAGGUACGACUGUAUAUCAUUUCCCAGAAUGCUUUGACAUCUUUCCGCGGGGCCUGCAAGACAGAGCUGUUCCGCCUGGCCUUUGGUUUGGACUCAGUCUGACCCUUAUGCUUCCCUCCCCUUAUGGUUUUGAUCUAUGGGCUACUUUUAAAAUGAGGCUGUAUUUUAAAUUGCAUUUUAACCUGUAUUUUAAAUUGGUUUUCCCCCCUAUUAUGUUUUUAUUGUAAUUUUACCAGUGUUAGCUGCCCUGAGCCCAGCUCUGACCGGGGAGGGUGGAGUAUAAAUAAAAUUUAUUAUUAUAAUUACCUUACACACCCACAACAUAUGGUAAAAGGUGCCUGGAAACUAUUCUGCGAAAAGAGUCUCAAGGCUGCAAAAGGGGCUGCUGUUGAUUGUCUUCUUCUGAGCCAGUGUGGUGUAGUGGUUAAUAGCAGUGGAACCGGGUUCGCUUCCCCGCUCCUCCACCUGCAGCUGCUGGGUGACCUUGGGCCAGUCACACUUCUCUGAAGUCUCUCAGCCCCACUCACCUCACAGAGUGUUAGUUGUGGGGAAGGAAGGGAAAGGAGAAUGUUAGCCGCUUUGAGACUCCUUAAAGGUAAAGGGACCCCUGACCAUUAGGUCCAGUCGUGGCCAACUCUGGGUUUGCGGCGCUCAUCUCGCUUUAUUGGCCGAGGGAGCCGGCGUACAGCUUCCGGAUCAUGUGGCCAGCAUGACUAAGCUGCUUCUGGAGAACCAGAGCAGCGCACGGAAAUGCCAUUUACCUUCCCACCAGAGUGGUACCUAUUUAUCUAUUUGCACUUUGACGUGCUUUCGAACUGCUAGGUUGGCAGGAGCAGGGACUGAGCAACAGGAGCUCACCCCGUCGCGGGGAUUCGAACCACCGACCUUCUGAUCGGCAAGCCCUAGGCUUUGUGGUUUAACCCACAGCGCCACCCGCGUCCCUUUGAGACGCCUUAGGGUAGUGAUAAAGCGGGAUAUCAAAUCUAAACUACUACUACUCUUCUUCUUCUUCUUCUUCUUCUUCUGUCCUCCCAGAUGGAGCAUGUCAAACAAGGCAUGGAUCAGAAGAUCCAAAGUGGUCAGGAGAAGGUUCACCAGAUGUGGAAGCAAUGGAGUCAGAAGCAGUCCCCCGAGCUGAGCCAGAAGAACAUCCCUGAGCCUGAGGUAAGUCGCUUUCGGAAGGUCCCGCCGUGUGUCCCAGCCUUUUGCAAAACCUUGACGUGCUCUUGCUCUCUUCCAGCAGAUGGAGACCCAAGCCUUGGAGGUCUCCCGCGGCCUGGCCCAGCAGAUUCAGUCGGCCACCAUGACGUUGGUCUCCAACCUCCAAGGCCUCCCGGCCAGCCUCCAGGAAAAAGUGGGCCUCCUCCGCCAGAACGCUGAGGAGCUCCGCGUGGCCUUUGUGUCCGCCAAUUCCUUCCGCGACCUCUCCAACACCAUCUUGGCCCAGAGCAGGGAGAAGGCCUCCAAACUCCGCGAGCUGACGGACGAGUUGAUGGACCACGUGGCGCACAACGCCCCCCUGUCUUGGCUGGUGGGACCCUUUACUGCGUCCGGCAAGGCGGAGGAAGAGGAAAUAGAGAUUCAGCAGUAGCGUAUAAGAGUGCCAGACCCUUUUUAAAAUAAUCCUUUUAUUUUUCGCUCUGUUAGAUGCACUGGACGAUUGGACGGACCUACUUUUUAGGGGAGGCUCCCCGCUCUCCUGGGGAGACUUCAUUCCAUGGCUAAGCCAGAAGCUAGAACAGCCAGCGGGAUCCCGCUCACUGUCCUAGCUUCCUCUUUAGCCACACGUAGCCUUCAUCCCUUCCUGGGAGAGGCUGCGCGUGGCUAAGGCUCCCCCCAGAGCCGCGCUCCCUUUAAAGAGCGUGCGGAGUGUGUGUGCGGCUCUUGGGGGCUUUUCCCUGAGGAGGGAGAAGGGCUUGGAGAAAAGCCCCCAAGAGCCGCACACACGCUCCACGCGCCUCUUUAAAGGGAGCGCUGAGCAGAACCUCCCGCCUGCGUUCACUGCAUAAGAACCACACACAUUUCCCCUUCCUUUUUAGGAGGGGGAAAGUGCGUCUUACAGAGCGAAAAAUACGGUAUAUAUAUUUGUUCCCAGCAUCUAGGCAGGCCUUGAACCAAAGAGAAGACCCAACUCUAGGACACGUCCAUUUCGUUCUAGAGCAGUAAAUUUGAGAGGGAGUGUUUUGAGGGGUUGCUGUUUUUGCCUCUCUCUUCAGCUUAGCUGAAAAGUCAUCUUGGACUCAACUCCUUGCGCUUUUCUGUGCCCAAAGAAGGAGUACUUCUUGCUAAGGGGUGGGCCAUGGGGUGGACCACAACCUAGUUAAGAGCAAAUCCCAUUUUCUUCUCCUUUCCUCCCAAAAUACUUUCCUCUAAGUAAAGCUUAAUUGACUGAUCCUAAAUCUCAAGACAACGGAAUAUUUGGGUGGAGGUGAAAUGAGAUUGCAGUUCAGCUUCCUCUCAGCCAUCCAUGUGUCCCUUAAAGCCUGUUCUUGUAUGGAAUUUGUCCCAUGACUUCCUCCUAGCUCCACGUGCCACAUUAUGUACACUCAGUGCCUUGAUUCGUAAAUAAAACGCUUGUCGCAUUGAAAACACGAGCCAUCUUGAAUGAGCAGGGAGGUGGGCAGCAAUCUUGCUGGGUCAACAAUCUAUGGGGGCCACCUGUGAGGUCCCUUGGCGGUUAGGGUUAGGGACUCCUGGGGGAGGUGGAAUAGUGAGGACUAGAAUCUUGAUGGUGGAUGACAUGAGGUGGGAAAGAUCCUGCAUGCGGUUCAGCAUGAAGUUGUGAAGGAAUGGGUUUCCCAAACCCCAAAACUGACUGUGCAGGCAGUUUGAAACUGCACCAAAAUCCCUAUUUUCCCUUAGCUAAAAUGCUUUAACUUGAGUUCUUGAGCUGGAACCCAGCUGUAUAGAGCUGUGCUCGGAGCCCUGUCCUUUAUCAGUUUGUGACGGCAAGUAUGGCCUUCACUGUACUAGUAGAACAGAGAAGACACGUCUGUGCCUUAUCUUACGUCCUGACCACAAAAAUGCACAGACCUAGUCUGGGAACAGCGCCAGAGUGUGUUCUCGGAGAUGAUGACCUCUUUCUCCACGAUAAGAGUAGGAACAUGAAGAUCCUUUUAUGGUCAGAAGUACAGGAAGGGAGAUCCUUUUAUGGUUAAGAAUACCAGAGCAGGAACAUAUGUGACAUAUGUGAUGUCAACCUGCGUACAUAGGCUGACGUGGUUGGAUUCCUGGGGAAUGUGGGAGAGGGUGCCUGGAGGAUAUA
Podarcis lilfordi (Lilford's wall lizard) is the source of this 20211-nucleotide messenger RNA. NCBI's taxonomy places the organism in Eukaryota, Metazoa, Chordata, Lepidosauria, Squamata, Lacertidae. The record is from the annotation of a GenBank genome assembly.